Messenger RNA from Beauveria bassiana ARSEF 2860, 1224 nucleotides. RefSeq names its product histidinol-phosphate aminotransferase. Gene Ontology annotation, biological process: L-histidine biosynthetic process. The coding region runs from base 1 to 1224 and encodes 407 amino acids. Lineage: Eukaryota; Fungi; Ascomycota; Sordariomycetes; Hypocreales; Cordycipitaceae. Gene Ontology annotation, molecular function: L-histidinol-phosphate:2-oxoglutarate transaminase activity; pyridoxal phosphate binding. The record is from RefSeq and is a predicted model, not a curated record. The transcript has 2 exons.
AUGCCGGCCUUUAACCUCGCGACCUGCGCGCGACCCAACAUUCUCGCCUUGGAGCCGUACCGCUGCGCCAGAGACGACUACAAGGACGACGGCACCAAUAUCCUCCUCGACGCCAACGAAAACGCCUUUGGCCCCUCCCUCACCCCCUCCGCCGCCUCUUCCGCCGCCGCCUCCUCCUCCUCCUCUGUCGACAUUGACUGGCUCGGCCUCCACCGCUACCCCGACCCUCACCAGCGCUCCCUCAAGCAGCUCCUCUGCACGCUCCGCAACACCCACGCCCACACGCCCUCGACCCUGACCCCGGACCACCUCUUUGUCGGCGUCGGCUCCGACGAGGCCAUUGACGCGCUCCUCCGCUGCUUCUGCGUGCCCGGCCGCGACCGCAUCCUCGUCUGCCCGCCCACCUACGGCAUGUACGCCGUCUCGGCCCAAGUCAACGACGUCGCCCUCGUUAAAGUUCCGCUUCUCCCCGCACCGUCUUUUUCCCUCGACGUCGCCGCCGUCACCGCCGCUCUUUCUGCACCUGGCAGCAGUGACACCAUCAAGCUCGCGUACUUUUGCUCGCCCGGCAACCCGACCGGCGCGCUCCUCCGCAAAGCCGACAUUGAGGCCAUUCUCGCGCACCCGACCUGGAACGGCGUCGUCGUCGUGGACGAGGCCUACGUCGACUUUGCGCCCGACGACACCUCCCUCGCCGAGCUCGUCACCGAGCACCCCAACCUCGUCGUCAUGCAGACCCUGUCCAAGGCGUUUGGCAUGGCCGGCAUCCGCCUCGGCGCCGCCUUUGCCAGCCCCGACGUCGCCCGCGUCCUCAACAGCCUCAAGGCGCCCUACAACAUCUCUAGCCCGACUAGCGCCCUCGCCUCGGCCGCCCUCGGCCCCGACGGCCUCGCCGUCAUGCGCGCCAACCGCGCUCGCAUCGUCGCGCAGCGAGAGAGGCUCGUGCGCGAGCUGCCCGCCGUGCCGGGCGUCGGCAGGCUGCGCGGCGGCACCGAGAGCAACUUUUUGUUGUACGAGAUGCUCAACGCCGCGGGCGAGCCGGACAAUGACGUGGCGCACAAGGUUUACUCGGUUCUUGCCGAGAAUGAGGGCGUCGUCGUACGCUUUCGUGGCAAGGAGCACGGCUGUCUGGGUUGUUUGCGUAUUACUGUCGGCACAGAAGAUGAAGUGACUCGUUUCCUGACUUCAUUGAAAGACGUCUUGGCGAGAAUUAGAGGCCAAUGA